AUGUCGGACCCUGAUACUUCGUCCCCCACCACUACCGCCGCCGUAGGUGGAGACAUAUUUGGCGACUACAUCAUCGAUCAGCAACAUACCGGCAGCGAAGUAAAUACAGAUACAGAUACGAGUAGAGAGACAGAUUCAGAUUAUACAGACCCACCACCACCACCACCACCACCACCACCACCAUUACCGCCCAUCGUAACCAAUGAAGUCUACUCGCGCAUACCCAUUCCAGUCACUGGCAGUCGCCGGUCCUACAUUGCACCCCCCAGCGAAACUAACGACCAUUACCAUGAUGAUAAUAACGAGGAAGAAGAUGAUGAAGCUGCCGCAAUCCGCGCAGAAGAGGUGAGAGAGAGGUUUAGGAAGGGUGUGAGGAGGGUCAUUUGUGUGUUGCGGAUGAUGAAAGAGAUGCCUGGCGAGACUUGGAGAAAGGGCUUGGGGGAAACUUGGUAG
This is a messenger RNA of Morchella sextelata, 453 nucleotides long. RefSeq lists its product as uncharacterized. Bases 1 to 453 code for a protein of 150 amino acids. NCBI's taxonomy places the organism in Eukaryota, Fungi, Ascomycota, Pezizomycetes, Pezizales, Morchellaceae. The record is from RefSeq and is a predicted model, not a curated record. The transcript has a single exon.